Helianthus annuus (common sunflower) is the source of this 1155-nucleotide messenger RNA. RefSeq lists its product as uncharacterized. The transcript has 4 exons. The record is from RefSeq and is a predicted model, not a curated record. Gene Ontology annotation, biological process: oxidative RNA demethylation. Gene Ontology annotation, molecular function: oxidative RNA demethylase activity; ferrous iron binding; broad specificity oxidative DNA demethylase activity. The coding region runs from base 44 to 913 and encodes 289 amino acids. NCBI's taxonomy places the organism in Eukaryota, Viridiplantae, Streptophyta, Magnoliopsida, Asterales, Asteraceae. Gene Ontology annotation, cellular component: nucleus; cytoplasm.
UAUAAACCAUGCCUGCCGUUCUCCCCAAAGUCAAAUCAUAACGAUGAAUUAUUCGAGCAGCUUUUACCGGUUAUUGAAAACCGUGGGAUCUUCAUCUCUGUCUUUUGGGAAUGUAUUUCAUGGCCCUUCAAUUGGAAUGUUGAAGCAGUAUCACAACAUUCCUUGUCCCAACAUUGAGGAUGAAAGUGAAGCAGAACCAUUUAGUUUAAUCAUGACAGACAAGGUGAGAAGAAAUUUAGUGUUUGAUAGGUGGAGAAAUUCUAUAUUUGAUCGUAAAGAACUUGGACCUGGAAUGGUGCUCUUCAAGAAUUACCUCACCCACAUGGGCCAGGUUGAUAUAGUGAAUAUAUGUCAAAAGUGGGCUAUGGGUCCGGGGGGUUUUUACCACCCUAGUAACCGAAGUGGAGCUAAACUUCGAUUGCAUAUGAUGUGUUUUGGUCGACUGUGGGAUCCAGUAACAAAGUAUGAGAAAAGUUACAGAAGUGAUGGUUCUGCACCACCACCGCUUCCAUAUGAAUUUAUUUCAUUAGCUGAAAACGCAAUUCAAGAUGCCCAAGUCCAUGGACUUCCUUCAAUGCUCCCAGAUAUUUGUGUAGCCAAUUUAUAUUCAAUCUAUGAUCGACUCGGCCUUCAUCAGGAUUGCGAUGAGCAUGUUGGUGGUCUAGAUAGAGGAUUGCCUGUAGUUUCCAUCUCCAUUGGCAACUCUGCUGAAUUCUUGUAUGGCCAUACUAGAGAUGAAAACACGUUAGAAAAGGUUUUGUUAGAAUCAGGUGAUGUAUUGAUAUUCGGUGGCAAGUCUAGACUUAUUUUUCACGGGGUGAAGAAAAUCUUGUCAGAUUCAGGUCCCUCGCAGUUAUUUCAAGAAACCUUGCUUAAGGGAGGCCGUCUAAACCUUACGUUAAAACACCAUUGAUCCUGCUCUUAUGCCCGUUUUUUAAGAAGUGUAUGGCAUUUAACCGUUUCAGAUUUCUCUCAUCUUCAUUUCUUGUUGGUGAUCGUGUUCAGGUUCAUCAUGUUAUGUUGGGGCUAGUGAGAUAUUUUUCCAAUUAGUGGUUGUCAAAUUUUAUUUUUAUUUAGUGGUUUAUUUAAAGUAACUAAUGUUUUACCAUGUUUAUUUGAGCUAAACUACGGCCACUAAUAUUGUAAUGUUGGUAA